This is a messenger RNA of Talaromyces marneffei, 1377 nucleotides long. RefSeq lists its product as uncharacterized. The transcript has 6 exons. The coding region runs from base 1 to 1377 and encodes 458 amino acids. Gene Ontology annotation, cellular component: transcription export complex 2. The record is from RefSeq and is a predicted model, not a curated record. Lineage: Eukaryota; Fungi; Ascomycota; Eurotiomycetes; Eurotiales; Trichocomaceae. Gene Ontology annotation, molecular function: RNA binding; double-stranded DNA binding. Gene Ontology annotation, biological process: poly(A)+ mRNA export from nucleus; post-transcriptional tethering of RNA polymerase II gene DNA at nuclear periphery; transcription elongation by RNA polymerase II.
AUGGCCUCCGUCUUUGCUGACUUCAAGGCGGCUCACGUCCUUCAGUCGGGACCCAUCCUGGCCGCUGCUCUCACCCCAGCCGCCACACCAGAAGAUUCCCAUCGCUUACUAGACUUUGUCCGCGUCACAAACAGCGCCAACUCCGAGGGUGAUAUCCGCCAUCAUCUUCUCUACGACAGACAGACAGGCGUGAAAUUAACCAAACAGCAAGGAAAUGCCUGGGUCAGCGUCGUCAACGCCUUCUGGGUUACUGCUGCAGAGCUUGUCAAAAUUGAAGAAUACUCCCCACGGGGUAGUUGGUUGAAGGUGUUUGAGGCGUGGAAGGAAUUCGUGAAUCAACUUAUUAGAGGUUAUUCCAAUAAUCAAUUCCCAUCGUGGACGAUACCCUGUCUAUACGUUGCGGGAAAGUAUCUUCGCGCUUUUGCCAUCAAGGCGGAUGCAUCUGAUGCAUCCCAGAAUACGCCUGGUUUUGGCAAUGGAUUCCAGGAUGAUGUGGUCUCUAAUGCGGACAAGAAUGCCAAUCUUGAGGAUGCGGCGAGGACUAUCAACCGGAUGUUUACGCUGUGUCUGGGUGACCGAGCGCCUAUUGAGGAGUCACGGAAAUGGGGUAUCUACGAGACCACCAACCUUUUAUUCAAGACAUACUUCAAGUUGAACCAAGUUGGGCUAUCGAAAAGCGUCCUCCGUGCUCUGCAUGCGUCAUCAGCAGACAUUCCAGAACCUUUUCAAUUCCCCAAAUCUCACAUUGUGACAUUCAACUAUUAUGUUGGACUCAUUAACUUCUUGGAGGAAAAUUACAAGGAGGCCGAAGAACACCUUACACAGGCAUGGCUCAUGUGCAAAACAGACGCAUUGAAGAAUAAAGAAUUAAUCCUAACGUAUCUCAUCCCCUGCAAUCUCGUCACUACCCACCGCCUCCCCAGCAAACAACUUCUAGCCCCCUUUCCACGCCUAGAACGCCUCCUCCGUCCUUUAUGCGACUGCAUUCGACAAGGCAACCUCGGCGGCUUUGAUGCCGCCAUGUCUGCCGGCGCAGACGAAUUCGUUAAACGACGUAUUUACCUGCCACUCGAAAGAGGCCGUGAUCUUGCUUUGCGCAACCUGUUUCGGAAAGUUUUCAUUGCUGGCGGGUUUGAGCCUGCUGCAGCAAAUGCAGAUUCAGUGCCAAUCCGUAGAACGCGUAUUCCGUUGACGGAGUUUGCGGCUGCGUUGAGGAUUGGGAAUCAAGCCGAUGAGAAGGUGCGCAUUGAUAUGGAUGAGGUGGAGUGUUUGUUGGCCAAUAUGAUUUACAAGAAUAUGAUGAAGGGUUAUAUUUCGCGAGAACGUGCUACAGUUGUACUGAGCAAGUCUGGCGCGUUUCCUGGAACAGGGGUGUGA